Talaromyces proteolyticus is the source of this 1085-nucleotide messenger RNA. RefSeq lists its product as uncharacterized. Bases 1 to 945 code for a protein of 314 amino acids. The record is from RefSeq and is a predicted model, not a curated record. NCBI's taxonomy places the organism in Eukaryota, Fungi, Ascomycota, Eurotiomycetes, Eurotiales, Trichocomaceae. The transcript has 4 exons.
AUGAAUGUCCGGGACUUAAAUCGAAUGGUUUAUAAAAAUGAAGGAUACCUUUAUUCCUAUAUAUACUUGGCUAUCGAGUGGCUCGAGCCCAUUGUCCGCAAGAUCACUCCAUUACCAUCAUGCCUCGAUCUAAAUGGCAAAACGGCGGUCGUCACUGGGUCAAGUGCGGGUAUGGGUUUAAAAGUGGCACGGCUACUCCUCAAACUCAAAAUAUCAACCCUCAUCCUCGCUGUGCGGAAUGUACCUAAGGGCGGGGCCUGCAAUAUUGGUCUGCAAAAGUUCAACUCGGAUGCAAGAAUCACAGUUCUUAAACUGGACAUGGAUGACUAUGAAAGUGUUCAAACUUUUGCAAAGGGGCUCCCCAGAGGGACUCCCGUGGUUAAUAUCGUGAGUCUCAACGCGGGAAUUGGGUUGCUGAAGCUCGAACGUAGCUCAAGUGGUCACGAUAGAGCCAUCCAAGUGAAUUAUCAUUCAAAUAUCUUACUAGUUGCUGAAUUACUUCCACAUCUCCAAGCAAGUGCGAUCAAGAGCGGUUCUCCAACCCGAAUUACUUGGGUCGGCAGCCGCAGUCACCACCUCACCAAUUUCGAGAAGAAAGCACCCAUAAAGCCAGAGGAAGUUAUUUUUGAGCACAUAGACUCGGAGGAGUUCUUCUUCCCUUUUCAGAGACACGGAGACUCGAAGCUUCUCUGUGCCAUGUUCAUGGAUGGUAAAUCUAUACGUGCGCGGCCAGUUGAGGUGGGUGGCUGGAUUAUCCUAAAUGCAGCACUAGUCGCAGGAGCAGAAUCUCACGGAAGGUUUCUUGGAGAUAAAGAAAUAAUAGAGCCAUCUCAAUAUAUCCAGUCUCUAGCAGGACGAGAGGUGCAGAAGAAAUUAGGGUUGGAGAGUAUAGCGGAAGUAGUGAAGCUCACACCGCUUCCAGCCGAAUUGUCUGCACAAGAAUAAGGUUUGACGCCAGUUGGAUUUUACCAGCAUGUAGUCAAAAGAGGAAAGCUCUAUUUCUGGAAUACAAUCCUAGGACUAUUUCUUGAGCUUCAUUGUUCGUUUAUAUCUUUAUCUAAUUUGAUUAGAUUUGAUGGUUUGCU